AUGAGGUCUUCUUCUCUAGGCUUUGUAGUGCUGUGGGCACUGGCGGGGAGUACCUUCGCCUUAAAUGAAGUAGAUACCCACGGCAUAGGAAACAACCUCGUCGCCCGCGAUAUCGAUAUCGAUACCGAAGGCAUACCACCAGCCGCAGACCCAAGUUCCAUAAUAGAUAUAGGCGAAGAAGCAGGACUAGACGAAGAAUGGGACGAAAACCUCUCCCUUCGCAGUCUAGCGCCCGAAAUCUUCGAAGGACAAGAGACGCCACCAGUCAGCAAACUCAACCGCCGUGGCCUCCUGCCUGCAUUAUCCUUCAACGUGCACCCCAAAGUCGUCAACGACGAUCCACGAGAACAACGUAAAAACCCCGCUCGUGAGCAUUGGGAAUACCUAUGUAACUGGCGUUCCCCGCGCGAGGAUUUUAAUAUGAGGUUCGCGUAUGGGUUAUUUACGGACCACCUUGAGACUUAUUCCAACGCUGCGGAUUGGUGCUCCGGUCCUAAUAACUUCUGCACCAAAGUCUGGUGUCAUUCUCGUUAUUUCGUCGAGGUUUGUAACUAUGGUGAGACACCAUGGCAGGUACUUUGCAGUAAUAUCAUUACUUUGGCACGGGAUAUUAUAAUCGCCAAGGCAAACCAAGAUCCUGCGAUUUGGGAAUACGGGUUCCCGGAAGUAGUACGCUCAAAGCAGCAGGAAACAAACGACAGAAAGAAGAUCUGUAUCAACCAUAGUUCUGUCUACCAACCCGAAGCUCUAGGUAUUAGUUUCUUUAACACAAUGCCCCGUUGGUUCGUCCGUGUAUCUUACGGUUACUCCGAAUCACGGGUUAAAUGUGAAAGAGAAGGUAUCCAGCCCGAUAUUAAAAGGUCUGCUGCCUCUCAAGAGCAGUAUAUGAAGCAUUGGUAUGAUAAGCUUCAAAUCUCUGAAAUAGAUGGAACCGACGAUGACAAGAAGGGUGGAGCUAAGCCUUCGGGACCAACCCCCGAUGACGAUGAGGACGAUAAUACCAAGGGACGGGUUUUCCCACCCAAGGGAUCCAAGAAUGAUACCGAUAGCUUCGGCCUCCCUUUCUAUAAAGAUAAAACCGGAACAUACCCUGCACUCCCAAACAUAACCACACAAGAAAAUGGUUAUUUCGGCCCACCAAUGAGUAACUACGACCCUAAUGAUUUCAUAAUCCCCGGUCUUGAAGAUUACUACAAAUCCCAGAAUGCGCCAAAGAAUAACGUCACAUCCGCCAAAUUCGGCAAGGAAGGCAUGAAACCUGGCACAAAUAAAGAACUAAGCCUUGGUGAUGAUGGUGAUAAGAAAGACAAAGGCGGCAAAAACUCUGACUUGAAAAUUGAGGCAUCGAAGACCAUCGAAUCAGUCUGGUUCAAACCAGGUCAUACUCCUGGGUUAGCCAUCAUUCCGAAACAUAGGAAUAAGGUCCAGAGUGUCCACUGGUCAAUAGAUACUACGGGUGCUUGGUUAACUCGUACUCGCUCUAAGGGUGGUCCUACACCCUUACCUGCGAAGGGUGCAAAGGAUGCAAAGGUUACUCUUCUUCCAAGUGUUGAAAAACUGGGGGGAGGCGUUGCAGAUGUCGCUGCCGCUACUGUUACCAACGCUGCUAAGACUUCGGCUGUCGAUAACGACAAAGCGGCUUCUACUACUACUGCUGCCCCAGCUACUAUGGCUGCUCCAGCUACUACGGCUGCUCCAGCUACUACUGCUCCUGCAGCUACUGAGCCCGCUAGUAGUGCAGAAGUAAAGACUGAUGUCAAAGGUGACGCCCCUGCUGCUUCUCCAACUGCCAAGCCCUCUCUGAGUGGUGAAGCCACCAGUGCGAAGGCUGAACCUAAACCUGGUAAAGAUGAGCCUACCUCUGUGAAAUCUGAGCCCACUGCGGCAGCAAAGGAAGAACCCGCCCCUCCAAAGUCCGAGUCCGCUCCUCCAAAAGCCGAACCUACUCCUGAGAAGGACGAGGCCAAACCUACCUCUGGAAAGGAAGAAGCUAAACCUACUUCUGCAAAAGACGAGGCUAAGCCUACUCCUGCAAAAGAUGAAACAAAGCCUACUCCCGAGAAAGAUGAAGUUAAGCCCGAGAAAGAUGAACCUAAACCCACCACAGCCCCUACACAAAGCGCAUAG
Molecule: messenger RNA, 2127 nt
Organism: Orbilia oligospora ATCC 24927
Lineage: Eukaryota; Fungi; Ascomycota; Orbiliomycetes; Orbiliales; Orbiliaceae
Exons: 2
Coding region: 1-2127 (708 amino acids)
Source: RefSeq, a predicted model, not a curated record